AUGUCGCACGCGUCGGAAUCGGCGCAUCAGCCGCCCAACAUGCUUUCCUUCAGCAAGCACGAGCGCCUCCUUCCGCUCUUCUCGAGGCACCACCACUCAACCGCCCGGUUCCCGACCAACGAGGAACUCGAAAUCAGCUUCCGUCGGCUCAAAGAGAUCUAUGAGAAGCGAGGCGAGCCGGCAACUGUGAAGCAGCAGAUCCCUGCCAUCGACGCGCUCUUCAACAAGCGCCACCAGCUCUCUCCACGCAACUGCGAACGCGUCAAGGCCGCAUUCGACAUUGCAGCACUUCUGCUCGAAUGCAAGGCGCCUUACCACGAAGUCGCGUCGAUUCUCCGUGCGAACCGCAUUAUCGAGACCUCCAAGGGUGCUAUUCCUCCCAUUAGGGAUGCCACAGUCCGUUUCCUUCGGGAACUUCAUUCCGUGCUUCCAGAUGCCCUCCGCGGCGACCCAAAUGCGCCAGACUCGUUGGCCAAGCUCUACGAGAUGGGCGAUCCCGCCCAGGACGCGCUCAACCAGCUCGACCAGCCUGCUCUGGACGCCAUGAUGCAGCUCAUGGCGUACUAUGCCAAUCAGUACGCUUUGGGCAACCCGCAUGCUCCCUCGCCGCCAAUCUCGUGGCUCACGGCGAGGCAGGCAAUCGAGCUUGCAAGUCUCGGCGGAGAGUACCUCCAAAUCGUCGAAAUCAGCCGGAGCAACCCCGUCGUCUGCCAGCACCUCACGUUCGAGAACUUCCUGAGCUUUCCCCUCUUCUUCGGUCGCGCGGUCAAGGCGGUCUUUGAAGGUUGGGCUGCGCACGGUACUCCGGAGCGGCUCUCCAUCGGCUCCCUGAUGAUCCACGCCAUCCGCAAGUCCCUGGAUGUGCGGUUUGACGAUCUUGCCAUGGCGUUUCCGCGAGGUCGCGUCCCCUUAGUCGUGGAGGACUUCUUCGCCGCUCGACGCAAGAAAAUCGACGCCUUCCUCCAAGCUCACCACACGCUCACGCCUGCCGAGAUGGCAACGCUCCUGGGAGAGUGCAACUCUCUUGACAAGGUCAAGUGGUUCAUGGCGGAGGAGGUUGAUGACGGCUCGCCUAUUACGCGCGAGGCACUUGAUGAGUACCUCGAUUCGCUUCCCGCAUCGCAUGCUCCCCAGCAGCAGCCGGGCGCAACUUUCUCGCUCUCGCACCACUUCGUCCCCAUCUCUCGUCGUCUGGCCGGAAGCCUCGACGGGAACGCGACCGCGCCGCAGGUUGAACGGGCGCAGCGCUGGUGA
Molecule: messenger RNA, 1254 nt
Organism: Rhodotorula toruloides NP11
Lineage: Eukaryota; Fungi; Basidiomycota; Microbotryomycetes; Sporidiobolales; Sporidiobolaceae
Exons: 7
Coding region: 1-1254 (417 amino acids)
Source: RefSeq, a predicted model, not a curated record